GCUCAGCUCGGCUAGGAGCAAAACCAUACUCCUCCUCGUCGUGCUGUGCACCCACUGCACGCACUGCAGCCAUGGUGCCUGCUCGGGAGCUACAAGAGACCUCCUCGUCGUCGUCGUGGACGUCGUCCUACACGACCAGCUCCACGUCCAUGUCAUGCUCGUCCACCGUCACGGACUCGUCGUCCUGCCCUUCCUCGCCGGCGAGAGCCGUCAAUGCCGCGGCGCCGGCGCCGCGCAAGCGGCAGCUGGAGGAGGAGGAGGAGGAGAGGGAGGAGGAGAUGGAGACGGAGGAGGGGAAGACUACAACGACGAAGAAGCAGAAGCAGAGGAAGCGGAGCAGCGACGGGAAGCACCCGGUGUACCGCGGCGUGCGGAUGCGGGCGUGGGGCAAGUGGGUGUCGGAGAUCCGCGAGCCGCGCAAGAAGUCGCGCAUCUGGCUGGGCACGUUCCCCACCGCCGAGAUGGCUGCCCGCGCGCACGACGUCGCCGCGCUCGCCAUCAAGGGCGCCCGCGCCGCGCACCUCAACUUCCCGGAGCUCGCGGACGUGCUCCCGCGCGCCGCGUCGCCGGCGCCCAAGGACGUGCAGGCCGCCGCCGCAUUGGCCGCCGCGUUCACGGCCUCGCCGUCAUCGUCUACUGAGGAGGAGGGCACCGUCCAAGAAGAGAAGAACGACGCCGGCGCCGCCGCUGAGCCGGAGUCUGCUGCUGCCACGCCAACGAGCGGGGAUGAGGCGAAGGCGGAGGCGGAGCUGCAGCUGUUCGACCUGCCGGACCUGCUCCUCGACAUCCGGGAUGGGUUCGGGUUCUCGGCCACCAUGUGGAUUCCGCUCCCCGACGUGGAGGAGGUCAAUGCGGAGCUCCGGCUCGAGGAGCCACUCCUUUGGGAGUAGCAGAUGCUUGCGAAGACCAGUCAAUCAAAAAUAUACUAGUAUAGGGUACUUAAUCGCUAGUUCAAUUUCUUCUUUGCUUUUUUUCUUUUCUUUUUCACUAGUUCGCCUCUGUUUUUUUACUUUCUUGGCCUAAUAAGGGAGUAAUAUACAUAGUAGUAUACGCGAAAGAAAAUGCGACUACUCUAUGUACUGCAGGAGUACUACAUGUUACCUGUGGGUUAAUUAUUACAUAGUGAUGUGUGAAUUCUAAUGGUUGACCUU
This is a messenger RNA of Lolium rigidum, 1151 nucleotides long. RefSeq names its product ethylene-responsive transcription factor ERF039-like. The record is from RefSeq and is a predicted model, not a curated record. Gene Ontology annotation, molecular function: DNA-binding transcription factor activity; DNA binding. NCBI's taxonomy places the organism in Eukaryota, Viridiplantae, Streptophyta, Magnoliopsida, Poales, Poaceae. Bases 72 to 890 code for a protein of 272 amino acids. Gene Ontology annotation, biological process: regulation of DNA-templated transcription. The transcript has a single exon.